Xiphophorus maculatus (southern platyfish) is the source of this 2411-nucleotide messenger RNA. RefSeq names its product nuclear RNA export factor 1 (gene nxf1a). The transcript has 21 exons. The coding region runs from base 214 to 2109 and encodes 631 amino acids. Gene Ontology annotation, molecular function: RNA binding; protein binding. Gene Ontology annotation, cellular component: nucleus; cytoplasm. The record is from RefSeq and is a predicted model, not a curated record. Lineage: Eukaryota; Metazoa; Chordata; Actinopteri; Cyprinodontiformes; Poeciliidae. Gene Ontology annotation, biological process: poly(A)+ mRNA export from nucleus.
GGAGGCUCGCUAAGCUAUGCUAAAAGCUAGGACGAACCCCUAAUGACGUCCUAGAGUGUUUUGUUUCAUCCGGAGCCAUGCGGGAUGUUUGAUUUGUUUUCACCGUCUCUGGCUUGUAUUUUAUAAAAGAAAAGUCGAGGCCCACGGAUUGUCUUCCCCAACAAGGGCUGCUCUUUUCUGUUUUCGCCUCAGAACGAACACUAUAGAAAGAAUAUGGCGGACAGCGGGCAUUACUACAACGAGCAUGAUGACAGAACCGCACCAUUUCGCAACCGUAAAGGCAGAGGACCCAAGGGUCGAUCAUUUGACAGAUCUCGGAGGGACCGCCAGCGAGGCAGUCACUCAGGAGGGUUUGGAGGCCCUGGUCCCCGGUCCAGGCUGCUGGAGGAUACAGAUGGAGAUGUUACUAUGAGCGACAGCUCUCAGGACAGCAGCUCGCAGAACAGAUACAAACCUUAUGGAAGACCAUCUCGGAAAGAAGAUGGACGGUUUGACAGAGACAGGCAGCAGGGGAAAGGAGUAGAAAGAGGAAGAGGAAGAGGACUUCCAGGAGGUGGCAGCAGUGGUUUCAGAGGAGGUUUGAGAGGCCGGUUAAGCUGGUUCAAAGUAACGAUUCCACAUGGAAGAAAAUAUGAAAAGAAAUGGUUGAUUACAGCUCUCCAGAACAUCUGUACGGUUCAAUACACACCUGUACAGUACCACGUUGACCAUAAUAGGGCCCAUUUCUAUGUGGAGGAUUCAGCUGCAGCCUACGCUCUGCGCAGAUGUUCUCACAAGAUCACAGAUUCAGAUGGCUAUAAGGUGGAAGUACACGUCAACCCAAGUAAUCCACCAUCCUUCCUGCAGUCGGACCUGAAGCCUGAAGACUUGGAGCACCUGAAGCAAUGCAUGGCGAAACGCUUUGAUGGUUCCCAGCAAGCACUUGACUUGAACAACAUUCGAACUGAUCCAGACUUGGUGUCUCAGAACAUUGAAGUCAUCUUAAACAGAAAAACCAACAUGGAGGCAGUCAUUAAGAUAAUUGAAGAAAACAUUCCUGAGCUGGCGUGUUUGAAUCUGAGUAACAACCGUAUUCACAAACUGGAUGAUCUUACUGACUUGACUACCAAAGUGCCGAAUCUGAAGGCGCUCAACCUUUCUCAAAAUGAGUUAAAGACGGAUCGUGAGCUGGAUAAGUUAAAAGGCCUGAAGCUGGUGGAGCUGUGGCUGAGCAGGAACCCUCUGUGUGACCUCUUUAAGGAUCAAGCUGCGUACAUCAGUGCCGUGCGGCAGAGGUUCCCCCGGCUCCUCAAGCUGGAUGGUCACGACCUCCCACCUCCCAUUGGAUUUGAUGUUGAGACGCCGACUGCAAUCCCACCCUGCAAGGGAAGCUGCUUUGGAUCAGAUGAAAUCAAGUCCCUCAUCCUUCGGUUCUUGCAACAGUACUAUCGUAUAUACGACUCUGAGAACAGGCAGCCUCUGCUGGAUGCUUACCAUGAUGGAGCCUCAUUAUCCAUCACUACACCCUACACCUCCCAGAACCCCUCCAGGAGCAGUCUGGGGGAAUACUACAAAGACAGCAGAAACCUGAAGAGGAUCAAAGACACCACGAUGAGAUUUCGACUUCUGAAGCAUACUCGACUGAACGUUGUGGCGUUCCUCAACGAGCUUCCAAAAACACAACACGACAUUGCCUCAUUUACCGUAGAUGUGAACACCUACACCAAUACACUACUAUCAUUCACAGUCAGUGGAGUCUUCAAAGAAGUUGUUGUUGAUGGGAAGUCCAGAGAAUCUACAAUGGCCUUCUCCCGGGUCUUCAUCACCGUCCCAGCAGGAAAUUCCGGUCUGUGCAUCGUGAACGAUCAGCUUUUCAUCCGAAUGGCUACAACAGAGGAGAUCCGCCGAGCGUUCGUGGCUCCAGCCCCGACCCCGUCUUCCAGUCCCGUCCCAACCCUCACCGCACCACAACAAGAGAUGCUCACUGCUUUCUCGCUAAAAUCUGGCAUGAAUCUGGAAUGGUCACAAAAGUGUCUGCAGGACAAUGAGUGGGAUUUCAACAGGGCAGCACAAAUUUUCACCCAGUUGAAGGCAGAAGGCAAGAUCCCAGAUGUAGCCUUCAUAAAGUGAAUGCUUCCAGUCAAACCUCUGUGAAAUAAAAUCAGCUGUAAUUUUAUUUAAUAAUUUUUUUUCUUUUAUUGUUUAUUUCUUAUCAAGAUUAGGUCUACUUGUGUUAACUAUUUUACCUGCUAAAUGGCAACUUUGACCUGAGGGCUAAUGAUGCAGUUUUUGUUGUCAAUGCAAUGUUACUUAAUAGUCAUUUGUAUAGACACUAGUGGAAAUGUUCAUAGGACAUACAGUCAGGUUUAAAAUUUGUUAAUCUGAAUUCCUUAUUGUUGUAUGUUAAGCAAUAAAAUAUAUUUUGACAACCA